Molecule: messenger RNA, 1356 nt
Organism: Papaver somniferum (opium poppy)
Lineage: Eukaryota; Viridiplantae; Streptophyta; Magnoliopsida; Ranunculales; Papaveraceae
Product: aluminum-activated malate transporter 2-like
Exons: 6
Coding region: 1-1356 (451 amino acids)
Biological process (GO): malate transport
Cellular component (GO): plant-type vacuole membrane
Source: RefSeq, a predicted model, not a curated record
AUGGACAUUUCUGAACCAGCUGCAAACAGAAAGAAUGCUAUUGUAUGGGAGGUUAUCAUAUAUGGAUGGUGUUGGCUUAAGGCAUUGGCUGAGAGAUACAAGAAGCUAAUGGUUGAAUUUAAAAACAAGGUAAAGAAAGUUGGAACUGAUGAUCCAAGAAGGGUAACCCAUUCUCUCAAAGUGGGAGUAGCACUUUUAUUGGUUUCUCUCAUCUACUACGAUAAACCACUCUAUGGUGGAUUUGGUUCCUCGACUAUGUGGGCAGUCUUAACAGUGGUAGUUGUCUUCGAGUUUCGUGUAGGAGCCACAUUAAGCAAAGGAAUUAAUAGAGUGUUAGCAACCUCGGUAGCUGGUUCCUUAGGCUUGGUAGUUCAUCAUUUGGCAUGUCUAACUGGUGAUAAAGUAGAGCCUGUACUGCUUUGCUUUUCAGUUUUCCUUCUAGCGGCAGCAUCGACGUUUACACGAUUCUUUCCUGGUGUAAAAGCAAGAUAUGACUAUGGGAUGGUGAUAUUUAUAUUGACAUUUAGUUUAGUAGCAGUAUCAGCUUAUAAGACAGAUGAGAUCUUACCGGUUGCGGGUGAAAGGCUAAUAACUAUUCUAAUUGGUUGUGUUACAUGUGCUGUUAUAUCUAUUUUUCUGUUUCCUGCAUGGGCUGGUGAAGAUUUACACAAACUAAUGUUUCAAAACAUAGAACAGCUUGCGGUAUUCUUAGACGGAUUCGGAGGAAAAUAUUUUGGAGAGGAUACAACCGUAGUCACAGGUAAAAAAUCAUUUCUGGAGGGAUACAAAAAGAUUCUAAGCUCUAUGCACGAGGAAGAGGCACUGACAAAUUUUGCAAGAUGGGAGCCACCUCAUGGCUCAUUCCAGUUUGGUUAUCCGUGGAAGCAUUAUCUAAAAAUUGGAAAAUUAACCCGACGAUGUGCAUACAGAAUCGAAGAACUUCACAACUGCAUCACAUCUAAAAUGAAAGCACAAUCAGAGUUCAUAAAGAUGAUUCAGGAUUCAUGCAUGGAUUUGGGCAAGGAAUCUGGUAUCACUUUGCAGGAACUUUCGGCAGCGGUUAAGCAAAUGACGUACCCAAAGACUGCUCCUAAACAUAUCAAGAACUUGAAAAUGACAGCUGAUAACUUGAAAGCAAUCCUGAAGAUGGUUACGUUAGAGAAUGCUAACGUCUUAGAGGAUGUCAUGUCAGGAGCUAUGGUGGCCUCAUUACUAGUUGAUAUCGUUGGAUGCAUAGAAGAUAUAGCAGAGUCCAUUAUUGAGCUUGCUCACUUGGCAAAAUUCAAAGGUGCUGAUCCUGCGGUUAGGCAGGAGAAACUUAGCCAACAGUUGGGAAACAUAAAGGUACAUCUGUGA